AUGGCAAUUGAUAAGAAACACUUAGUAACUAAUGAUAAACUGGUAAAUUUAGAGAAACAAGAGAAAAAAUUACUUAAAAGAUUAAACAAUACCUUAAUUAUUAACUCAAAUAUUAAAUUAUUCAAAUUUAAACCAUGGAUAAGUUAUAAAAUAAAUAAUAUAUUAGACUAUAAUAAAGAACAACAAGAUGAUAUAAUAUUGGAAUAUAUUUUUGAAUUAUUAAAUGAAAACGAGGAAAUUAAUUUAGAAAAUUUAUAUUUCCAAUUAAUUGAUUUUUUAAAUAAAGAAAAUUCAAUCAAAUUUGUUUUAGACUUAUAUGAAUUGUUGAUUGAGGCUCAGUCGAGUGAAACUGGUGUUGCUAAGGAGCUAUUGACUAUACAGAAAGAUAAACAAGUUAUUUAUCAUGAUAAAAGAGAGCCGGAUAAUAAGGAUUUUGAAGGACAAAAUUACAACAAACCAGGAGAAAACGUAAAAAGAAAUUAUACCAGAUCAAGAAAAAAUUAUGCGAGAACAAACUACAAUAGAUCAGCAAAUCACGAGAAAACAAAUUACAAUAGAAUAAAUAAUAAUAAAGAGGAUAGAGAAAGAAAAGAUGAUAUUUUCAAUGAUAAUCAAGAUCGAGAAAGAAAAGAUGAUAUUUCCAAUCAUAAUCAAGAUCGACGAGAAAGAAAAGAUGAUAAUUUCAAUCAUAAUCAAGAUCGAGAAAGAGAGCAUGAAUUUUCAAAGUACAGAAUUGGAUCUGAAAGAGAUUAUGCUCACGAUAAUUAUAGAAAGAGGUAA
Insectozyma verbasci is the source of this 780-nucleotide messenger RNA. NCBI's taxonomy places the organism in Eukaryota, Fungi, Ascomycota, Pichiomycetes, Serinales, Debaryomycetaceae. The record is from the annotation of a GenBank genome assembly.